Penaeus vannamei (Pacific white shrimp) is the source of this 1229-nucleotide messenger RNA. NCBI's taxonomy places the organism in Eukaryota, Metazoa, Arthropoda, Malacostraca, Decapoda, Penaeidae. The record is from RefSeq and is a predicted model, not a curated record.
CAGCCACCAAAAAAUAUGUCAGAAGAUAAAACAAAUGAAAAAUCCGAUGGUCCAAAAGAUUCAGACGGUGUGGCCAGUCUAGAUAAGGCCACUGCAGAGGAAACUACAUUUAGUGAAAAUGACCCUGAUAGCGGGGACAACAGAGUCUCGCCAGUGGAUGGAUUCAACACCAAAAAUACCACCGUUGACCACCACAGGUAUUACCAGUCCUUCACUUAUGCAGGUGUAGAGAGUGCGGGGCAUUACUGGGUUGAUCUGAAUGCCUCGGAGAAUGUCGUUAUAAAUGAGAUGCUCUCGACUUCACACAGGAGAGCAGCAACUGUGACCCUGACUUUUGACUUCCCCUUUUACGGCCACUUGCUACGGAAUAUCACAAUAGCUACUGGAGGGUUCCUUUUCACGGGUGACUUUGUUCACACGUGGCUAGCAGCAACACAGUACAUUGCCCCUCUCAUGGCCAACUUCGACACCUCCUUGUCCAAGAAUGCCUAUGUCAAAUACGCUGAUAAUGGAACGUCGUUUACUGUGCAGUGGAAUAAUGUGCUGUUGAAAGACCAUAAGGAUGCCGGUACUUUUACCUUCCAGGUAACAUUACACGAAACUGGCGAUAUUGUAUUUAUUUACAAAGAAAUUCCCCUCAUAGUUACAUCGAUUGGAGAUGAUCAGCACCCAGUGAAAGUUGGCUUAUCAGAUGCCUACAUAGUUGAUCGGACUAUUUUCUGUAAGUUAUUGGGAAUUCUGUUCUUAACUAUGUGUUGUAUUAUUGUUUUAGGUCUCAUGUUCCCUGUGCAUUAUGACAUGAACGGAGACAUUCAGUCUUAUUCUGGCCAACCUGGACACGUCCCUUGUGUCAAGAUGCUCCUCCCUCUGUCUACCUCCGACAUCGCGUUCACUAAGGAGUGUUCGCCGAAAAUAUUGCCUCUUCAUCUAAGUCAGCUUGCCAUACAGUGCCAGUGGUGCAACAGAAUCGGAAGAUGCAGCAAUGGCUUGGAUAGACACCGUCAGGAUUGGCUACAUAACAGCUGUGAGACCACUAGCAUUCAGAACUCUUGGGAGUGUGCCAAUCUGCCCCCAGUUCCUUCCUCGACCGAUAACCCAUACCAGACUGCGAGUCCCACGUCUGUCGACACCUUUGGUCACAACGCCAGGGUCGAACCUGCCAAUAGAGGCUCAGAUUCUUCCUCUGCCACUAACAACAACAAUGGAAGCAACAGCCCCAGCCAGCAGAA